Messenger RNA from Alternaria rosae, 1071 nucleotides. RefSeq lists its product as uncharacterized. The transcript has a single exon. Lineage: Eukaryota; Fungi; Ascomycota; Dothideomycetes; Pleosporales; Pleosporaceae. Bases 165 to 929 code for a protein of 254 amino acids. The record is from RefSeq and is a predicted model, not a curated record.
UUUCGAGUCAUUAUUCGGCCGAACUGACCCACUACCUUCACCGCAGCCAUGGGCUUGUCGGAGUCAACAAAGGAGACUUUAUAAGCCUUUUCUGGGCUGCCUGGGAGCUCUCCUUUACGCCUCAGAACGUCCUGAAAGCGUUUGAAGCUACAGGAGUGUGGCCGAUGAAUGGGGGAGAAGUUCUGAAGCGAUUCAGAAAAGCAUCUUCAGAUGGAGAUAACGACCCAAGAUUAGAGCCAGAGGGUAACCGGAGCAGCUGGAAACAGCUCCAAAAGUUACAGGAGACUGCGGUGAAGGAUAGGGAUGAAGAUGCGUCGAAUCGGCUGUCGGUCGCCAUCCACUCCCUACAGACCUUCAACGAGAUCCUGAACACUGAAAACGACGGCCUAAGGCAGGCGCUAGCACACAAAAAGAAGCAUAACAAGAAGAGUAAGCCUCUGGAUCUUCAACAGCGCAAAGAGUAUCAUGGUGGCGCUGUUUUCUGGAGUCCCCGGAAGGUGAGGGAGGCGAGGGCCCGAGAACAGGUCAGAAAAACCACAGAAAUGGACGAAAAGCUUGCAAAAGCAGAGUCAAGAAAGCUGAAAGAGGCAGCAACAUUAUACAAAAAGAAGAUGCAAGAAGAAGCGCGGGUUGUGCGGGAAACUGCGAAAAAGAGGGCCCAAGAAGAGCGCAAAAAGGCUGCUGAGGAGAAGGUCGCGAAACAAGCCCAAAAGGAGCAGGAACAACGCGAUCGCGACUCUCAAAAAGCUCUACAAUCGUCCCAAUCAGGUAAAAGAGCAUCCUCAAAAGUCUCAAAGGCGUCACAGUCAAAACGGGGUGGUCGUAGGCGUGUUGGGGGAGGUACUGUUCAGCCGGCACCUGCACCGCGGGGACCGCCGAAAACAACACGAACAAGGACAAUCACAACACCGCAAAAAUAUUCUGAGUAGUACAAAAGCUUUGCAAGAUGCAGUUUAAUACAACACGAAGUUCUUGCAAUUUAAUAGCGACGUGGCGUCGUGAUGUAGCCUCAUCUUUGAAUUUGAACUUAUGUUGUGGGUGGCUCGAUUCGCGCGCCGGCUCAAUACGCGG